GGCGCGGGCCGGGUGGCGGGGCGGCGCGGGCGCGCAGGCAUGGAGGGGGGCCGCCCGCCCGCCAGCACGGCGCAGGUCAGCUUCGUGUGCCAGCGCUGCAGCCAGCCGCUCAAGCUCGACACCUCCUUCAAGAUCCUCGACCGCGUCACCAUCCAGGAGCUCACGGCCCCGCUGCUGACCGCGGCUCCUGCCAGGCCUGGGGAGGCGCACGAAGAGGAGAGCGGCCUGACGGAGGAGGCCUUCACCGAGCACCGGCAGGAUGGCGUGUCCAGGCGGUUCAUCCCUCCCGCCAGAAUGAUGUCAACAGAAAGCGCCAACAGUUUUACUCUGAUUGGAGAGGCAUCUGAUGGAGGCACAAUGGAAAACCUCAGCAGGAGACUGAAGGUUACCGGGGACCUCUUUGACAUUAUGUCUGGGCAGACAGAUGUGGAUCACCCUCUGUGUGAGGAAUGCACAGAUACUCUUCUAGACCAAUUAGACACACAGCUUAAUAUCACAGAAAAUGAAUGCCAAAACUACAAGAAAUGUCUAGAGAUACUGGAACAAAUGAAUGAGGAUGAUAAGGAGAAACUGCAAACAGAACUGAAGGAACUUGCAUUGGAGGAAGAACAACUGAUUCAGGAGCUAGAGGAUAUAGAAAAGAACCGCAAGAUAGUGGCUGAAGACUUUGAGAGAGUGAGGGCAGAGGCAGAGAGACUGGAGCAAGAAGAAGCUCAGUAUCAGAAAGAAUACUGUGAAUUCAAGAGGCAACAACUGGAGCUAGAUGAUGAACUGAAAAGCGUAGACAACCAAAUGCGCUAUGCCCAGAUGCAACUGGACAAACUAAAGAAAACCAAUGUGUUCAAUGCAACCUUCCACAUCUGGCACAGUGGUCAGUUUGGCACAAUAAAUAACUUUAGACUUGGCCGGCUCCCCAGUGUUCCUGUAGAAUGGAAUGAGAUCAAUGCAGCCUGGGGGCAGACAGUGCUGCUACUACAUGCCCUUGCUAAUAAAAUGGACCUGAAGUUUCAAAGGUAUCGUCUUGUACCCUAUGGUAACCAUUCAUAUUUAGAGUCCCUCACAGACAAGUCAAAGGAGCUCCCCUUGUACUGUUCUGGAGGCUUAAGGUUUUUCUGGGACAACAAAUUUGAUCAUGCAAUGGUGGCUUUUCUGGACUGUGUGCAGCAGUUUAAAGAGGAAGUAGAAAAAGGUGAAACACGAUUUUGUUUGCCUUACAGGAUGGACGUGGAAAAAGGAAAAAUUGAAGAUACAGGUGGCAGUGGUGGCUCUUACUCUAUUAAAACACAAUUUAACUCCGAGGAGCAAUGGACAAAAGCACUAAAAUUCAUGUUAACUAACCUGAAGUGGGGUCUUGCCUGGGUCUCAUCACAAUUCUAUAACAAGUAACCAUGUAAAGAAGUUGUCUAGAUGGCUGUAGAGUAUCUGCAUUUUGUUGGAGAAAGUCAAAUUAAGUUGUCUCUUAAUAUUAACCAGUACAAUAUGUUUACAAUACCAAAAAUCCACAUGACACUUUAUUUAAAAUACCAUUAUUACAAGUAGUAUAUAGAAAAGCAAUAUGUAAAGUUAUAUCAUUGAGCUGAACAGAAUAGUAAUUUCAGCUACUAAAUAGAUUAAACUGGUAUUUUGGGAGUUUAUAUGCAUAUAUGUAUAUAUAUAUAGCAUUUGUAUAUAGAUUACUGUCAUACUCUUAAAACAUCAGUGAGUUUGAUAUUAGUGUGUUACAACUUAGCAGAACAUGCAAGUUAGAGAAGUGAAAUGCUACCAACAUGGGGCAUAAUAUGGAAAAAUUCAUGGAGGCUCUGCUUAGUCACUAAAGGCUAACUACAACUCAAAAAAUAUAUUUUCUAAAGUCUUAUCUGAGUACUUAACAUUGUGCCACUGAAAUUUAUCGAGGUUUGAUACUGUACACUAUUAACUAUGAUGAUAUUAACUAUUUGUAAUACUUUCUGCAGUCUGUUCUUGCAAGGAGGUGCACUGAGUAACACCAUAAUAAAACACUAUUCUUCACAAAGGGUGCUUUCGUCUAGCAUAUGCGAGUCACAGCAUAAACAUCCUUUGGAACAUCAGUGGACAUACUGAAUAGGCACCUGCUGCCAUGACAAUUAGACCAGACUUUUCAACAUAAGUGGAAGUCUGUUCUUUACAUAACACUGGUCAACUAGCUGGCUUUCUUAGGGUAAGAACAAACAAGCUUUUGAGCACUGGGGAAGAGGGAGCACAGUAACAAGUAACCUGUCUGCAGCAAGCUGCCUGAGGCAAUAACUGGUUUUUAAAACAGCACUGAAUACAGAAAGAAAGCAUGGCCUUGUUUGUAAUGACUGGGCUUGCAAGUUUCUUCUAGCAAUACUUAUUACCAAGCAAAUUACCAUUCACAUCAAUGCCUUUUCAAAACAAGACUCUUCUUACAGCUUUCUUUUUCUUCAAAGGAAACAUAUUCAUAACUCAGAAGAUGUAGCUCUUACAAUAAAGCUUCUGAUGCUGAAAAAGGUAUUUCUAAGUACUACUUUGUUCCCGUGUCCCUCCCUUCAAAUCAUUAGUGCAUAGCCUGCAAGGAUGAACUUUUCUAAUUAAACUACAGCAUUUGCAAUGUUACAAAACACCUACUAUUCAAAAACAAGUAAGAACAAAUUUAUUUGGGUUUCAUGUGCAGCAUCACGAAAGAUGGACUAUUACCAGUAAUACAGAAGUCUCUUACUGAUAUGCUAGGGUACAGCUACAAAGAUGUAAUUCUACUUAAGAAGUAUAAUUUUGUUCUCUGAAGCUCUUGUUCCACUGUUCCUAUAGUGCUGCUUUGGAGUGGUACUGCCAAUGAUAUGUUUCAAUAUUGCAUAAGAAAAUUCUAAGAUACUUUGUGAAGUAAUGCCAGUGAUACAGUUUAAAUGCUCCACAACCUUUAAAAAAAUGAAGAUACUUAUUUGCAAUGCCUACCUGACAUUAAUUUUCAGAAUUAUUUCUUAUUCCCCCAAAAUCUAACUGUAAUAAUAGUGCUCCAAGGGCAUAUACUAGUGGAUCUUCACUAAAAGUUAAAAGCUCUCUGUAUGUUGCAGGAAGAACAGUAAUAGUGGUUUGAGGUUUUUUAAACAUUAAAAGUACUAAAGAAGUAAAGUGAAAAAGCUACUGUAAUAGCUGCUUAUCAUAGUACUCAGUAGCAGUUUGGGCAGAAAGGUGUGAUUACUUCUCCAAUUGUCAGUGAAGCUAUCUGCGUGAGUUUGUUCUAGCUGUAAAGGAGCUAGGACUGUGAGCAUAAUCUGACACUGUAGUGCAAGCAUGUGCCUUUCUGCUGAAUUGCCGGUAUGCCCUAAUAACCCCCUUACAAAAGUACACACACUUCUUACUAACAAACUGAAAGAUGUCACCUCCUUCAUGUUACUUCUAGUAUAGUCUCCUUGCUGUGCUUAAACAAUAAAAUAUAAACAAUCUUCACA
This is a messenger RNA of Rhea pennata, 3425 nucleotides long. RefSeq names its product beclin 1 (gene BECN1). The transcript is spliced from 11 exons. Gene Ontology annotation, biological process: autophagosome assembly; late endosome to vacuole transport; cellular response to nitrogen starvation. Bases 40 to 1386 code for a protein of 448 amino acids. Gene Ontology annotation, cellular component: phosphatidylinositol 3-kinase complex, class III, type I; phosphatidylinositol 3-kinase complex, class III, type II; phagophore assembly site. The record is from RefSeq and is a predicted model, not a curated record. NCBI's taxonomy places the organism in Eukaryota, Metazoa, Chordata, Aves, Rheiformes, Rheidae.